Messenger RNA from Paramecium sonneborni, 1148 nucleotides. Lineage: Eukaryota; Ciliophora; Oligohymenophorea; Peniculida; Parameciidae. The record is from the annotation of a GenBank genome assembly.
AAUAAAAUGGCAGAAAGAGGACAUGCUUUAAAAUAAGAUAUAAGUAAAUUGGCAUGGGAAGAGACUGAUUUUCCAAUAAUUUGCAAUGUAUGUUUAGGUGAGAACCCUUACAUUAGAAUGGUAGCAUUAAUGAUUUAAUAAAAAAAUAAAGUUAAAAGAUAGAUUUGGAAGAGAGUGUCGAAUUUGUGCAAGACCAUUUACAACAUUCAAAUGGAAACCAGGAAGUAAUUCAAGAUAGAAAUAGACAGAAAUAUGUUAAACUUGUGGAAAAAUAAAAAAUAUUUGUUAGGCUUGUUUUAAAGAUUUAGAUUUAAAUAUGGGAUUAUGCACAAGAGAUAAAUUUUUAGGAGAUGAAAAGAUUGAGAUUCCUGAACAUACAGCUAACAGAGAUUAUUGGGCUGAAUAAGCAAAUAGAUAAAUAGAAAGAUUAAUUUUACCAUAUGAUAAACCUUUACCUAUGUUAGAUUAAAUCUUAAAAGAACCAAGAUUAGCAGAAGUGAAUUAAUAAUUGAACAAUGGAUAAUUAGAAAAAGCUAAUCAAGUUUAUACUGAACCAAUAGAAAAUCCAUUAGAUGUUGAUUUACUUUAUUAAGAAAAGUUCGAACCUAAAGGAUUAACAACUCCUGAUGAUCUUAAAAUUUGUAGUCUUUAUGUUUCACAUAUGAGUACAGAAAUUAAAGAAUCAGACUUAAAGUAAUAUAUUAAUAAAUAAAAGAUUUCUAUUUUCUAAAUUUGGAAAAGUUAAUUCAAUUAAGAUCAUGGAACAUGGAUAAAGUUGUUUUAUACAUUUCGCUAAAAGAAAAGAUGCUGAAAAUGCAGUCAAUAGUCUUUAUAAUAAUAUUAUUAUUAAAGAUGUUAUUUGUAAAAUAUAAUGGGCAAGAGCUCCUAAUAAGAAAAUACCUAUCAAAAGUACCAAUUAUUAAUUUUAUAAGAUCUUAUUCAAUAAUUAUAGCCUGAAAUAAAUAAUAAAGCUCAUCCUCCAUAAAUGCCACCAAAAAAUAUUGAAAAUAAACAAUAAUUUGAAGAUAAGUAUAAAUACUUCUUUAUUUUUAGUAUUUUGAUUGGUUUACUGGAUUCCUAAAUGACUUAUCCUAAUUAAAAUCCAUAUUAGAAAGGAGGUGUAAAUAUUAAACAUUUAUGAUUAUUAU